Molecule: messenger RNA, 528 nt
Organism: Colletotrichum gloeosporioides
Lineage: Eukaryota; Fungi; Ascomycota; Sordariomycetes; Glomerellales; Glomerellaceae
Exons: 2
Coding region: 1-528 (175 amino acids)
Source: RefSeq, a predicted model, not a curated record
AUGGACAAAGUUGUCUAUGUCAACGAGAGUCACCGAACUCACCUGCAAGAGCGCUGGCAUGCAUAUCCGGAAGCGUGUUCGAGGCCGGCCCCCGAUCUUGGAAUACCAAUCGUCUGCACCACGGGAAGCGAUGUCAUCUUUACCAGAGGAUACCUCGUGAGUCCCGGGCAAGACUUCGACAUGUUCGAGCACUGUUGUCCAAGCAACCGGAAUGGGUCAAACGUUUACAUGACACAGCGCUUCUGCCAGUCUAGUACAUGUUUCACUCAUCAGCCGGAGAUUGCGAUCAAUUGGCCUGACUGUGUGAGAGAGGCGGCGGGGAAGAAGAUAGACGAGCUCAAAGCUGAGGGGAGAAAGUUCAACUACACCAAAGACAUUUUCAAGGGGAAAUGUGAAUGGAUCGAUUACACAUCUCUCAAGAAGGAGCUUCAGUACAACAAGAGCGAGUCUAGUUCAUUGGGUGUGAGCAAAUGCGUCAUUCUUGCUCUGACUUUAGCAUCUGUAGUUGGGGCUCAUUUCAUCAUGUAG